AUGCCUGUUCAACGAACCUUCUUUGGGACACCCAUACCUCAUGUCCCUCCUCGUCGCAUGGCCGUUCUUCUCGGCACCAUUGCAGUUUUCGCUGUUAUUACACUAGUAUUUACUCUGCCCAACUCGAUACCAUCCGGCCCAUCACUCGGCAGAUUUACAGACCAUCGCAUGUCAUUACCCAAACUUCCCAAACAAUUGCCUUCACCGAGUAUCCUCAAUCCAUUCCGACAAGCAGCACAUGCUCCACCGGUUCAGAAGAAUAGUGAAUACGGCGAAUCGAAAUGGCAUGCUAAUUGGAAUUGGCUGAGUCCAUUUUCAUCAUCGGUGACUUUAGACGAAAAUCGAUCCCUACUACCACCUCUCGUUGAACGUCCAACCAUUUAUACAUACUACGAUCAUACAAUAGAAAAGGACAAUGAGUUGAAAGAUGCGGAGAAUGCACUCUUGGUCACUUGGAGACGGGCAUGGUGGGCGCAAGGCUUUAAACCCAUUAUUUUGAGCCCUGCAGAAGCCAUGAACAAUCCAUUAUAUCCCGAAUUACAACGACUUGAAGUCGAAAAUUCCUUGAAAACAGAUCUGACGAGAUGGUUAGCUUGGGAAAACAUGGGAACCGGAUUACUUUGCAAUUACCUCACGCUUCCAAUGGGUCCUUACGAAGACCAAACUCUGAGUUAUUUGAGAAGAGGAGUAUAUCCAUUAUUGACGAGAUAUGAAAAAAUGGGAAGUGGUAUCUUUGCAGGAUCCAAGGCGGAUAUUACAGCAGCUGUCAAAGCGGCUUUAGCAAACCCAAGUUUGAAAGAUGCCAAAGAUUUUAUUAGUGCUGUCCCAACAGAUACUUUCAAGAUCGAUCCUUCUCAUGAUUCCUUGGCUUUCUAUCAGACCAAAACUCUCGAGGAGAAAUAUCCACAAGUUGCGAAAGAGUAUGAAGGGAAUAAAGCAGCGGGUAUGAAAUUAUUGAACAAUCUGAUGAUAUCUCAUCUUCAUCAAACAUGGCAAAACAUCUUUACCAAAGGAAUUUCCGUCGUUAAACCGGAACCAGAACAUAUGUCAUAUGUUGUUGAACCAGCUUUACAACUCGCUGAAUAUCUUGCACAAUGCCCCGAUUCGCCAAUGCCAGCAUCUUGCCCUCCAAAUCGACCAAAGUGCAAGCCAUGUGUCGCUUCGUCUCCGAUGACAAUUACUACCCCUGCUUUCUACCGCAAUACAUCAGGUCUUUAUACUAUCGGAACUGUUCCCCAUCCUUACACAAUGUCUACAUUGACCAGCUUCCAAGAAAGUAUUGAUGUUCCGUGGAUCAGACGAGAGUCUCCUCGUGAUGCUUGGCUCUCAACACUUACCAAAGAACUUCUCGGUACAGGUGUUUCGGGUACUCCACGAAUCAUUAAAUUUAAAGAGGCAGUCGCUAGUCCUCAUGGAACAUCCCAUUCCCUCUGGCUCACAGCCGAGAAGGAAGUUCCCUCGGAUCUAGACUGGCAUUUCGGCUUCACCAUCCCUCGCAAUGCAACCGACACGGGAAAAUCAGAAACUCCAGUCCCAGGUCCAGAACGUAGACCAAAACCAGUUCACGAUCCAAAAGACGGGCCAAUACCCACUGAGGAGGAUAAGAAUAAGGAAGCACUUUUGUUGGAAAAAGCAAAAGCAUUUGGUGGGAGCACUGUAAAGGAGGAUUUGAAGAUUAGGGGGGCUGUUGAGGCGUGGAACCUAGCCGAUACAGAAGCGUGGAGAUUUGCGAGGGCUUUUCUAGCGAGAUCAAGAGUCGAGAGGUUAAAGUGGGAAGAGGAGGAGAAGAAAUAUGCUGGUGGUGCGGGGGCUGAGAGGGGAAAAGAGAGUGGAUGGGGCAGAUGGUUUGACGAUAAAUAG
Botrytis fragariae is the source of this 1860-nucleotide messenger RNA. RefSeq lists its product as uncharacterized. The coding region runs from base 1 to 1860 and encodes 619 amino acids. The record is from RefSeq and is a predicted model, not a curated record. Lineage: Eukaryota; Fungi; Ascomycota; Leotiomycetes; Helotiales; Sclerotiniaceae. The transcript has a single exon.